Molecule: messenger RNA, 1374 nt
Organism: Pelobates fuscus (common spadefoot toad)
Lineage: Eukaryota; Metazoa; Chordata; Amphibia; Anura; Pelobatidae
Product: fetuin-B-like
Exons: 7
Coding region: 68-1321 (417 amino acids)
Biological process (GO): negative regulation of endopeptidase activity
Cellular component (GO): extracellular region
Molecular function (GO): cysteine-type endopeptidase inhibitor activity
Source: RefSeq, a predicted model, not a curated record
UAGAUCCACAUGGGGCUGAUGGAGAGUAUACACCAGUGCAGGGAUCUCAGUAAGCCAGUCUACCAGCAUGGAGAAGGCUUGCGCACUGAUUCUUUUUGCUUUAAUAUAUUUCUGUGAUGCUCGGAGCCCCCCACGUCCCAGAUCCAACCCAAUCCCUUUAGACUGCAAUGCUACAGAAACUGAAGCAGGACUGGCUUUGGACUUGAUCAACGAGGUUCGAGAUGGAGGAUUUGUGUUAAAGCCAUUUCGCGUUGUGAGAGCAUAUGAGCAAAAGUCUUUGAGACCAGGAGGUGGUUCUCUUUUCUACCUAACUGUAGAUGUCUUGGAGACAAAAUGCUCUGUUCUAAGUGGGGUAUCAUGGAAGAACUGCAGCGAUGACAUCUCGUUCCAUAACGCUGUAUUUGGCCAAUGUAGUGCUGCCAUCUUCAUAUCCGGGACAAAGGAAAAACAAAAACUGUUCCAGUACAAUUGCACCCUCAGCCCAGUUCCUUCUAGUGCAAUAUUCACGGAAUGUCCUGACUGCCCCGUCAUUGUAACAGAACCCACCCCUGAGGUUGAUGUGGGUAAACUGGUAGAAGAAUACAACAAGGAAAGCAACAAUACCAAUUAUUUCAAGGCAUACCACUUGGAAAGAGUGAGAAUGCAGACUGCUACUUAUUUCGUAGCCUUUACAAUAAAGGAAACUGACUGCUUGAAAACACAAAGUGAUGUUGUCCUCUCAGACUGCAAUUUCCUCGCAGACAAAGAUGCUGAUGUUGGUUUCUGCAUUGCAAGUAUAUUUGUGCAUGAUAUAAAUGAGCCAAGUACAAGUGUGUCCUGUGAAAUAUAUGGACCAAAGGAUGAUGAUGACUAUCAUCGUGGACAUGGUGGGUAUACACUGGACAAAGAAAACUCCAAACCUCGUAAAAAUAACUGUAAUCUGCAUGAUCACCGUGAAAGACACCGUCAUCAUCAUCACCAACGUCAUCAUGACCAUCAUCCUCAUCACCAUGACUACAAUUCUCAUCAUGGCCAACAUCGCCGUCAUCAUGGUCAUCAUUCACAUCAUAAAGGCCAUCAUCAUGUGAAAGGUCACAAUCAUACUUCAUCUGAACAACAUGACAGCUCAUCAGAAGAACAUACCGACCGGAAACUUUAUUUUAAAAAGUCUAAAGGUUCUGUUCAGAUUAUCUACCUUGAUGAAGAUGGUGUUCUACCAGAAACAACCAUUACUGCAACAUUUCUGUACAGACAUUACCCUAAUGACUUCCCUGAAUCCCUGGGGACCUGUCCUGGUAAACCAAUUGAAGAGCUGCCACUGAUUUUAAAGUAUCUUUUUUAAAGGAAUAUAAAACAUUUUAAGAAGACCGCACAAUAAACAUUUUGGAAAUGUUA